Messenger RNA from Enterospora canceri, 960 nucleotides. The record is from the annotation of a GenBank genome assembly. Lineage: Eukaryota; Fungi; Microsporidia; Enterocytozoonidae.
AUGCAAGCUAAAAACAACGAGAACAUCACAACAUUCUGCAGAAUAAACGAUAAGAACAAGAGAACAAGUCCAAUUAGGACAUCUAAUAAUUCAAUAACAGUAGGUAACAAGGAGUACAAGGUGGAUUUCAUGUUAAACAAAAAGUCACAAUCUGACGUAUUUGAAAUAUUCAAAGAAUGCAUAUCAACUAAUGUCGAGUCUGGCUACAACUGCACCGUAUUUGCGUAUGGUCAAACAGGAAGUGGUAAAACGUACACAAUCCAGGGAGAAAUGAACAACGAAGGCCUCGUCCUCAGGACACUCAGGUUUCUUCAUACAAAAUACAAGAACCUUAAAAUAAGCUUCCUGGAAAUCUACAAUGAGGAAUUGGUUGAUCUGAGUCAAAUUGAUAGCACCCAAUUGAAUCUCAGAGAGGAUAAGUCUGGCUGUGUCCUUGUUGAUGGAAUCAAUCUCCUUGAUUCUGCUUCAUUUGCUGAAUCAGAAUCAUUCUACCUAAAUGGGAUAGUAAACAGAAAGACAUCGUCUACCUCGUGCAAUGAAAAGAGUAGCCGAUCCCACAGCAUCUUCACGGUCUACUUGGAGCAGGAGAUUGAUUUGAUCAGUGAUAAGGUGCGUAUCAAAACAAGCAAACUGACAUUCGUCGAUUUAGCUGGAUCUGAGCGACUCAAAGAGGUUGAAAAUGAGAAAGCAAACUCAACCAAAAUAUUCAAAGAAACCACCACAAUCAACAAAUCGCUGAUGAACCUUGGAAUUGUCGUAAACUGCCUGGAGCAGAGAGCAGCUCGUCACGUUCCCUACCGCGACUCAAAGCUGACAUUUCUUCUGAAGGACUCCCUUGGUGGCAACAGCAAACUGUGCAUCAUUGGCAACAUCAGCCUGUGCAAUCAGCCCGAUACAACCAACACUCUUCAGUUUCUGGAAAGAAUCAAAUUGAUCACAAACAACCCAACAGUGAACUAC